This is a messenger RNA of Cheilinus undulatus (humphead wrasse), 4971 nucleotides long. RefSeq names its product 5'-nucleotidase domain containing 1 (gene nt5dc1). Gene Ontology annotation, molecular function: 5'-nucleotidase activity. The coding region runs from base 249 to 1628 and encodes 459 amino acids. The transcript is spliced from 12 exons. The record is from RefSeq and is a predicted model, not a curated record. Lineage: Eukaryota; Metazoa; Chordata; Actinopteri; Labriformes; Labridae.
CGGGAGUCAAACUUCUGCCUCCUUAUGGGUAAUUAACCGACUUUAGCCGGUCAGCGGUGAUCGUUCGGUGUGAGGAAAGCGGUGCUCGGUGACUUUUCUUUGACUGUGUUUAAAGAGAAACGGCAGAAGCGCGUUCACAGAGCGCAGUCCUCGCCGUCACAGUGACAUUGACUCAUCACUGUGUUUGUGCCGCCGAGCACAAGUGAAAGUCUGAACAGUAACGGUCUGUCCAGCCUGUGUGAGCCACAAUGAGCGAAUACUUCAGCCUGUCGGACUGUGAUGUGAUCGGCUUCGACCUGGACCACACGCUGUGCCGCUACCAUCUGAAGGAGACCUCCAGGCUCAUCUAUGAGAGCUUUGCCAGGUAUCUGGUGGAGCAUAAAGGCUACGACAAGGACCUGCUGAACCUAACCCCCGCUACCUGGGAUUUCUGUUUUAAAGGUCUGGUGGUGGAUCUGGAGGAUGGAAACCUUGUGAAGCUGGCUGAAGAUGGGACCGUCCUGCGAGCGACACAUGGAACCAAUGACCUCAGUACAGAAGAGAUCAUCAAACAUUACGGUCCAAAGAGGGAAUGGAAGCACUUCAACAGCCUCAAUACUUCCUUCACAAGAUCGGCAAAAUACUACUUUUAUGACAACUACUUUGACCUACCCGGGGCCCUCCUCUGCGGACGGGUCGUGGACAUGUUGCAUAAGCGUGGAAAUGAAGUCAAUUCCGACUUUUGGAAAGACAUGGUCGCUGCCAUCGACCACAAUUACAACACAUCUGCAUUCAAAGAGGAUGCAGGGACGUACUUCCCCAGUGUGAAGAGGGACCCGGGUCGGUACCUGCAGCCCUGCUCCGACUCUGUAAAGGCCUGGCUGCGCAGCAUGAAGAACGCUGGGAAGGUCCUCCUCCUCAUCACCAGCUCCCACAGCGACUAUUGCAGGCUCAUCUGUGAACACAUCCUGGGGAAGGAUUUUGAAGAGCUAUUUGAUGUCAUCAUCACAAACGCCUUGAAGCCUGGUUUCUUCUCCUUGGUGCCCCAGCAGAGACCCUUCAGGACCCUUGUGAAUGAUGUGGAGGAGAGCGAGGGGCUGCCGUCGCUGGACAAACCCGGCUGGUACUCACAGGGAAACUGGCCUCACCUGCACGAGCUGCUGAAGACCAUGACAGGAAAACCAGAGCCAAAGGUGGUGUAUUUUGGAGACAGCAUGAGGUCGGACAUGUUCCCCGCCAGCAGCUUUGGGAAAUGGGAGACGGUGAUGAUCGUGGAGGAAAUGGAGGGGGAGGGCGUCCAGAAGAGUGAAGCAGCAAAGUCCAAUGAGGCCCAAGUGGAGCCGCUGGAGAAAAAGGGCAAAUUUGAGGAGCAGGGCAUGAAGGCACCCUCGGCCGUCUCCGAGCAGUGGGGCUCGUACUUUGUCGAUGUUCAUAAAAGUGGAGGAGGGGACGAGGAGUGCCAGAAACUGACCUGGUGCUGCCACUGCAUUCACAAAUACAGCACCAUGGCCAUCCCCAGUGUGGAGCACAUAGCAGCACUCCCUCUGGAUUACAAGUUCCCCAGGUUUUCUCCCGACAAGCCGUGCACCACGGGCUACUACCCCCGGCCCCCAGAUUCUCUGCUGAAGAGGUGCGAGAGUUUGUCGUAAAAUAACAACAACAAGAAAAAAGUUAGAAAGAAGUCCUCCCUUACCCCUCUGCCUCAGGAGAGGAAUGUGCCUCCAUUUUUGCCUGUAGUUUGUCACAUGACCCGCCGCCAUCCUUGGAGCACAGGAAGCAGCCACUCCUCAGCCAUCCAGAGAAACCAUGUGAAUGUAAGCCACAGUAUCUCUCUGUAAGAACAUCAGCCUACAUCUGAACGUCGUUUCGUGGUUUAGUCAGUGUAGCGUACACGUGGAAAUACCACAAGUGUGUGUGGAAGUGUGUGUGUUUGCAAACAGUAAAAAUAAGAAAUGUAGUGUUUUAUUGUUUCAUGUGUGAGGCCUCUUAUUAUUUACAUGGUAGAUUGUUUAAGAAUCCAAAUUCUUCUAAUAAAGUGAACAUUUCAAGUUUCUUUGACCAUGAAGGGAUUACCUCAAGAACGUAACCAGAAGGCCGCAGCGUGUUUUUGUCCCUGAAGGUCCUAUGGAGUCAUUGUGUCAGUAUUUUUGUAUCACACUGUCAUUGUAAAGUCUUAUUUAAAAGGGUUUUUUACCAUGUGCAUUAAGGUAAACUUAUCAUGAGAGUUAAAGGGACAUUCCAGUGUUUUAAAUGUUGGCACUAUUUUGACAAAUUUCUGAUCAAAUAAAGAAAUCAGUACAAAGAGUUAAGAUAGAGUUUUCAGGAUAAUAGAACUUUAAUUUUGAACAAAAUUUGACAAAAAGUGACCAUUCCUAUGUUAUAUAAUUCUCUGAAUUUUCUAUCUCAGAUCUUUCCUAAAAUUUAACAGGCAGAGAAAUUCUUGAAUUUAAUAACUAACAGGCUGUACCCAAACCCACCUCUGUAACAUUGAAACCCUCCACACAAGGCAUUUAAGACCAGUACUGCUCAGUGCUGACCACCUCCGCUGCCUUCACCUAGAUACUACUACAUGUUUUGAAUUGAGGGCUAAGACCAAUAAAAAUAGCAUCUCCUAAGGCGUAUUUACUGAGCAGAGAACCUCUUUUUUGUUUUCAUUCUCAAAAUGAGGGAGAAAUGCACUCAAAAAGGCACUUCCUGGCCGAUUGAAAGCAAUCAUAGAAUGCGCAGGAAGAGUGCAUGCCUUUUUCAGUGCAUGUCUCCCUCAUUACUAGAAAUGUAUGAAUGAAGAAUAAACAUUGGUUUUAUGUUUAGUAAAUGCAUCUUAUGGGAUGCCAAUUCUAUAUGGUCUUAAUUUGUCAUGUUAUUUUGGAUGAGAGCCUCCUGGUGGCAGAAUUUUACAUACUGUGCAGCCAUCCCUACACACCUUAUCCCGUUCAGGUUCACUAUCAUUGGGCGAGGGGUGGGCUACACCCAGUCAAUCGCAGAGCUGAUGUAGUGACAGACAACCAGGCAAUCUCACACCUACGGCCAAUUUAGAGUCACCAAUUAACCUAACACGGUGGUGGGAGGAAGCCAGUGAGAGCUCAUGCAUGCAGAGGGAGAGCAUGCAAACUUAAUGCCCUUAAUGACUGGGAUGCAAACUGGGGACCUUCUUACUGUCAAUUAGAACACUAACCCCUGUGCUGCCAUGCAGCCACAUACUGUGCAUUUAAGUGCAAAAUAAUUGCAAACAAACUCCACAAGCAAAAAAAGCUGGCUACAAGUCUCUCUGUGGGAGCUUUGGCUAAAACUCAAGGUGACUCAAGGUCUGUAGUUUUUAAGCUUCAGUAUUUUAUGAUACUUUCAUUGAAAUACCAAUGAUUGUAUCAAAUUAAAAAAAACAAUAAACUUUGGUUUGGAUUUGCAUGAUUAUUUUUAUAACCAAUAAAUGGUCUAUUAUGGCUUUAAUAUACAGGGAAAAUACUGUCGACAAAGUAUGUUCACUAAAAGUUCAGGCUUGAGUUUCUUCAGGAUGUUUGAAGACAUAAUGAAGAUCCUAAAAACAAAGUAAGCUACAAAUCGAAAGUCACUGAUAAUUGUUCAGAAAAUAUUUCAUUCCUCACAUAUGGAUCAGGAUUUAAAUCAUGACUUUAUUUUUAGCUUGAUGCUAACACACAAUAGAUGCUGUCAUUAAGGAGCUAAAUCUCCUGAAAAUUUCCCAAAUGAGUCACAUGAGUGAAUGCAAACAACAGUUUUCCACUCAGACUCUACCCUCUAGUAUUUCUCCUCACCCUUAUCCUCAGUUGACAGGCAGACAAGCUGCAGGAAAACUUCCUUCUAUGAGGGGCAAUUUAACAAGCAAUACAGGACUUUUUCAGAGGAGGUUGCCAUGAAAUUUUCACUUUUAGCCUCCUCGCAUUUUCUCCUCCCCUAAUCCUUUUUUGACUGAGAAGAAAUCCUAAAAUUUUCCACAAAAUUGUCAGGGUUUGGUAUGUGAAAAGUGUUGAUAAGUUACUCAGGAUUAUAAGGCAAAAAAGAUUUGUUUCUUUGGUUAACGACGUGAUGAUGCAUCUCUACAGUGUAACAGUAGUGUGGUGUCACAUAACUAACGCUUAUAUCAUCUUUUGGAAAUUAAAACAACUUUUUAAAGAUAAUUCUUUAGGGUUUAAUGCCUUUAUUAGAAAGGAUAGUUGAAGAGAGAGUGGAGGACAGGGAAUCAGUCCCACGCCUAGUGCAUCAAGAUCUCCAGCCUCUACGCAUAGCACCCAAGCCCAACCAGCUCCCUUUAAAACAACUUCACAAACAGCUGUCAGACGCACUAAAGCCACUGUCCUAAGGUGUGAUCUUAAUAAACCCGGCACCUGCAUAAAUAUUGGAAAAUUAAGGAUGAGACAAGCUGCUCGAAAAUGCAAAUAUUCCUUAAAUAAUUUAAUGACUAUUCAGCUAUUGUAAUUACUUAAGAAUCUUUUAUUAGGUUGAGAUCCUUUUUUUAAUACCAACCAAAAAAAAAAAAAAAAAAAAAGGAAAACAAUGGACUUCAUUAACACAGACAGUAAAUAAACCAUGCAGAACAGUUAUCUAAUAACUCUGACAAUAAGCAACAUUCACCUAAGUACAGAUGCAUGCUAUUAUAAGAUGUGAAUGCAAUUAAUAAGGCCCACACUGCUUGUUUAAGUUUAAAUAAUCUGCUAGUGGGGCAAGCAAACUUGACCAAUUGUCUUAAUUAGUUAACGACCCUGUAAAAUGAUAAUAAAUCUGUAUUUCGGUUUGUUGUAUGACAGGUCACUGUGUUAUGAAACCCCAGGUCAAAUUUCAGUCAAAUGAAACUUCUCUAAGUUCAUCAAAUUAAGCGUGUUUGUUUAAGAGCUGAAGCCACGCCCACUCAGAAGAACUACACUGCUGCAAAAUGGAUCAAACAUUAAACCAGUCAGGAUAAAACUGCUUCAAUCACAGUUAUUUUGGAGUUAAUUUUAUUAGCUAUGUGGAAUUUAAAAACAGAUAUAGUACACAUAC